UUUUUAUUGCAGACUAAAGCCAAUCUUGUAACGCCACGUAAUGGGGAGCCACUGAUUGCUGCGAUUCAGGACUUUCUAACAGCUGCCUAUCUCCUUACGCUGAAAGACUCUUUUUUUGACCGUGCCAAUGCAUGUCAGAUCAUUGCAUCUAUUUUGGUGGGAAAAGAUGAGAAAAUUAAAGUUCGUCUACCACAUCCAGUUAUUCUUAGGCCUGUCACGUUAUGGACUGGAAAGCAGAUCUUUAGCAUUAUCCUGCAACCAAGUGUGGAUAGUCCAGUCCGUGCUAAUCUAAGGACCAAGGGCAAGCAGUACUGCGGUAAAGGGGAAGAUCUAUGCCACAAUGAUUCUUAUGUGACCAUUCAGAACAGCGAACUAAUGUGUGGUACCAUGGACAAAGGGACUCUGGGUUCUGGCUCAAAGAAUAAUAUUUUCUACAUACUCCUGCGAGACUGGGGACAGCUUGAAGCUGCCAAUGCCAUGUCACGUCUGGCAAGAUUGGCACCUGCUUAUCUGUCAAAUCGAGGCUUCUCUAUUGGAAUUGGAGAUGUCACUCCAGGUCAGGGUCUGUUAAGAGCUAAACAGGAACUUUUAGAUGCCGGCUACAAGAAGUGUGAUGAAUACAUCGAGGCUCUAAACACUGGAAAACUCCAGCAACAACCUGGCUGCAGUGCAGAGGAGACUCUAGAGGCUUUAAUAUUGCGUGAGCUAUCAGUGAUCAGAGACCAUGCGGGAAGUGCCUGUCUGAGAGAGCUGGACAAGAGCAACAGUCCACUUAUCAUGGCCCUGUGUGGAUCCAAAGGUUCAUUUAUAAAUAUCUCUCAGAUGAUUGCCUGUGUGGGCCAGCAGGCUAUCAGUGGUUCACGUGUGCCUGAUGGCUUUGAGAACCGAUCUCUGCCACAUUUUGAAAAGCAUUCAAAGCUUCCAGCAGCCAAAGGGUUUGUGGCAAACAGUUUCUAUUCAGGACUGACACCUACAGAAUUUUUUUUCCAUACCAUGGCUGGAAGAGAGGGUUUGGUGGACACAGCUGUCAAGACAGCAGAGACUGGUUAUAUGCAGAGACGACUUGUAAAAUCCCUUGAAGACCUGUGCUCUCAGUAUGACCUGACUGUCCGGAGUUCCACUGGUGAUAUUAUCCAGUUCAUAUAUGGGGGUGAUGGAUUGGACCCUGCUGCCAUGGAAGGAAAAGAUGAACCUCUUGAGUUCAAAAGAGUCUUGGACAAUGUUAAGGCUGUUUAUUCCUGUUCAAGCGAACCAGCACUAAGUAAGAAUGAGUUGCUUUUGACUGCAGAGUCAAUUUUGAAAAAGGCAGAGUUUCAGUCCUGCCAGGAUUCUUAUUUGCAGGAAAUAAAGAAGUUUGUCAAUGAGAUAUCGGAAAGGAUAAGGAAGACCAGAGAUAAAUAUGGAAUCAAUGAUAAUGGAACCACAGAGCCCCGGGUGUUGUACCAAUUGGACAGGAUCACUCCUACUCAGCUGGAAAAAUUUUUGGAGACUUGUCGGGAUAAGUAUAUGAGAGCACAGAUGGAACCAGGUUCAGCAGUGGGUGCUCUCUGUGCUCAGAGCAUUGGAGAGCCAGGAACACAGAUGACCCUGAAAACGUUCCACUUUGCUGGUGUUGCUUCCAUGAACAUCACACUGGGUGUUCCACGUAUCAAGGAGAUCAUCAAUGCCUCAAAGAACAUUAGCACGCCAAUCAUUACUGCUCAUCUAGAUAGAGAUGAUGAUUCUGACUUUGCCCGUCUGGUGAAAGGUAGAAUUGAGAAGACUUUAUUAGGAGAGAUAUCGGAGUACAUGGAAGAGGUGUUUCUUCCUGAUGACUGUUUCCUCCUGGUGAAGCUUUCAUUGGAACGUAUUCGCUUGUUGAGGCUUGAGGUGAAUGCUGAGACUGUAAGAUACUCCAUCUGCUUGUCUAAGCUCCGUGUUAAGCCAGGAGAUAUUGCAGUACAUGGAGAGGCUGUGUUGUGUGUCACACCAAGAGAGAACAAUAAGAGUUCCAUGUACUAUGUCCUACAGUCACUGAAAGAGGAACUACCAAAGGUGGUGGUUCAAGGCAUUCCUGAAGUGUCACGUGCUGUCAUUCAUAUUGAUGAACAGAGUGGAAAAGAAAAGUACAAACUUUUAGUGGAGGGUGAUAAUCUCCGUGCUGUCAUGGCUACCCAUGGGGUUAAGGGCUCACACACCACUUCAAACAACACCUUUGAGGUGGAAAAGACGAUCGGUAUAGAAGCCGCGCGCACCACCAUAAUAAAUGAGAUCCAGUAUACCAUGGUGAACCACGGGAUGAGUAUAGACAGACGUCACGUCAUGCUUCUGGCUGAUCUGAUGACUUACAAGGGAGAGGUGCUUGGUAUCACUCGCUUUGGCCUGGCUAAGAUGAAGGAAAGUGUUUUGAUGCUGGCUUCUUUUGAGAAGACCGCUGAUCAUUUGUUUGAUGCAGCUUAUUUUGGACAGAAAGAUUCUGUUUGUGGAGUCUCCGAGUGUAUUAUUAUGGGCAUACCAAUGAACAUUGGAACUGGACUUUUUAAGCUUCUGCACAAAGCCGACAAGGACCCUGAUCCACCUAAGAGACCAUUGAUCUUUGAUAACAAUGAUUUUCACCUCCCUAUCACUAGCACAAAGUGCUUUCAACUCCACCGAUUUAUUUCAUAA
Messenger RNA from Nanorana parkeri, 2646 nucleotides. RefSeq names its product RNA polymerase III subunit A (gene POLR3A). The transcript has 21 exons. Gene Ontology annotation, biological process: DNA-templated transcription. The record is from RefSeq and is a predicted model, not a curated record. The annotation marks the transcript as partial. NCBI's taxonomy places the organism in Eukaryota, Metazoa, Chordata, Amphibia, Anura, Dicroglossidae. Gene Ontology annotation, molecular function: DNA binding; DNA-directed RNA polymerase activity.